Messenger RNA from Entelurus aequoreus (snake pipefish), 1894 nucleotides. RefSeq lists its product as uncharacterized. The transcript is spliced from 10 exons. NCBI's taxonomy places the organism in Eukaryota, Metazoa, Chordata, Actinopteri, Syngnathiformes, Syngnathidae. Bases 942 to 1640 code for a protein of 232 amino acids. The record is from RefSeq and is a predicted model, not a curated record.
UGGCAGGAUUUCUUGGAUCGGAACAUGUACUGUAAUUUCAUGCUCCUGUCAACUGCUAUAUCCAUGUUGGUAAGCCCUGAACAUCUCAACCUUGCUGACUAUGCUGGACAAAUGCUAAAAUCUUUUGUCCACCAUUUUGGUGAGCUUUAUGGGACAGACCAGAUUGUGUACAAUGUCCACUGUCUGGUCCACCUGGCAGAUGAGGUGAAGAGGCAUGGCUGUCUGGACUCCUUUUCAGCGUUCCCAUAUGAGAAUCACCUUGGGAAAAUAAAAAAACUAAUUAGAAAACCUGAGUUCCCUCUACCUCAGCUCAUUCGGCGCCUUUCAGAGGUUACAGCUACCAAAUCAGAUGCUGAUGCAGACUUGUCACUGAAAAGGGAGCAUUUUGUGGGCCCAAUUGUUGUUGGCAUGGAAGUUCAUGCACAAUAUGGGGAAAUGCAAUGUGAAAGGUGGACCGUCAAAUUAUCAACAGGGGACAACAUGUUUCUGGUGGGGGAUAAAGUCUGCCUUAUCAAAAACAUUAUCAAAAAUGAUAAUGGUGUGUAUGCUAUUUACACAGAAUUUUCCCGGCAGUCUCCAUUCCAUACCUACCCCUUCAACUCUGACAGAAUGAACAUAUUUUUUGUAAAUGAUCCAUCUGUUGAGCUGAAGUUGGUUGAGGUGUCAGCGCUGCGACAGAAAUGUGUAGCCUUGCUGUACAGGGAUGGUUUCGUGGCCAUACCCCUCCUCCACUAAAUGAAACAAAAAAACUACAAAAAAAAGUUCAAGUUCAAAUCCGUUAAAACAAUCAGUUAGGAGUUCAAAGCUGUUCAAUUAAUCAGUUUAAACAAUCAGUUCAAGUUACAAACUCUAAUACUAUAGUUGACUACCGACUUAUGACUAUGACUUCCAGUACUCUGGAUGGAGAAUAGCUUUCAUACCACCUUGGAGCACCAUUCAGGAUGCCUUUUCAUCUGAUAAAGUUUCGAAUGAACGGGGACGUUGCGGUGGUCCCAACUGGAUGGUACUAUGAUGGGAUUGUUUUCUGGCCCACCUAUAAAAACACUGACCGAAUUAAAAAGGCCGUUUUAAAUGAGGAGCAGCAUGGGCCAAACUGGCCAAAAUUUGAUGCUUCUGUUGUCCGAACUUGUGACAACUACAAAGACGCAUUAAAAAUAAUGCAGCAAUAUGAAAAGGGCUGCGACACCUCAGACCUGCUAUCUGAGGCAGAGAAUAAGGAGCUGCCAGAAAAAAGGAGCAGGAAGGCAGUCCAUCGUCUCGGGGACUCUGAUGACAGCGAGGAAGACCCGGGAAAUAGUGACCGCGCAUCGGCAAGCCAAUUGCACAGGCAGACUCCACCGUCUCGCCGAGUGCCAGCAGUCAUGAGUACACAAGGAACGGCAGUCCCUCCUCAACUCCCUCCACCCCCCGCACCAGCAGCCCUCAACAUGUGGCAGACUCAGGAGCCUCAUGCAUCCAGUCUGGCCUACAGGCCAACAUGGCGAGGGGGAAGAAUGGCCGACUACAUCUCCUGCUCUGCGCCUGAGAUGACCCACCUCUUUAGCCUGCUGGAACAUAUGAAGCAGAACCAAGAACAGCUGAUUUUGAAGAUUUCUUCUUUGGCCACCGUUGGAGGCCAGGAUGUGAAGCGGGUGACCUAGAACAUCCUGGGCAGGAUGUUCACAGAUGGCGUUUCACAUCAGAAAAAUUGGAAGGGCGUCAAUAACAAAAAGGCCUUUAGCAGGAUGGCAACAAAGACCUUGCUUUUCAGUGCUGUCAGAAAAAAUUUAUUGACAAGGUCAGCCACGGACGCGGAGGUCACAAAACACGCCAUCAGGUGGUUCAACCUGGCGGGGGAUCGGGCAGCGAGGAGACGAGUCCUGCCUCCACCUUCUCAGGAGGAAUAGAAAUGUGU